AUGGCCGGAUCCGCCUCCGCCAGGUCCGCCGCGCCCGCGCCGCGACCGCCACCACCGGGUACCGCCGCCGCCUCCUCCACGCUGAGGCCCGGGCUCACGCCGGAGGAGGCCGCCGCCGGCGGAUCUGGCUCCGCCCCGGCGCAUCCCCUCCAUGCCGAGGCCCGAGGCCGCGGCGGAGGAGGCCACCGGCGGCAGAUCCGGCUCCCCACUGUCCCCUCCAUGCUGCACCGAAAGAGCCCACGCUCGGAGGCGGCUAGGCCACCGCCAAGCCUCAUCCCACGCGCCGCCGCUGUUGCCCGGGACGCCGGCGGCACGUUCCUAGGGUGCGGGUGGCCCGAGUUCACCGACGCGCACAGCUUCGGCGCCGGGUGGUUCCUCGUGUUCCGGCAUGAAGCUGGUCGUGGCGUGCUGACCGUCAAGGCCUUCGACACUACCUGCUGCCUCCGAGAGUUCAGCCGCCCAAUCAGUGUUGUUGGCUUGUUGCAUUGUUCAUGGCACGGACGCCUAACAAUUCACUAUCAUUCAUCAUCGCUAGCUGCGAACCACGGCGGCGGGAGCGGCGGUUCUCACAGGCCGCAGUUCAUCAAUGGCAUCCCUCCCAAAUUUGUCAAGAACUACAUCUCUGAACUCGAGAUGGGAAGCUCGGUUACCGUCCUCCUUAGCCCUCUGUACAAAUUCUGCCGUGUUACUGUCGAGAAGGAUCAAUCAUCAGGUAACCUUUUCUUCUCCGGUGGCUGGUCCCGGUUCCUGGCGUCCAACGGCAUCACGGAAUAUGAUGUCCUGCUGCUUGGGUACGAGGGAAACAUGGUGUUCACCAUCAAGGUGUUUGGACCUGACGGCUGCCAGAAAGGUUGCAAGGACCAGGGCACCAGUAGCAAGGAACAAGAGCAGAGUGCAUUUGCCGAUACUAAGACGGAAGAGGAAGACCCUCCAUCUUCCAGUAGGAAAUGCAAGGGCAUGGAGAAGAAGCCAGGUGGUGAAAAGAAUUCCAAGAGGCCUACAAGUCCCAUAACUUCGUCGAACAAAGCACCAUUAUCAAUGAAUAGGCCAGUCUACAAGGUUGGACCACCAUCCUGGAUAAAGAAGGAGACCAGCGGCUCUACACUUUGGAAACGCCUUUCUGUUCCGCGGAAUUUCUGCAAGGCGAUCGGGCUUUGGAGGACGUCCGAGGUCACGCUCAGGACAACGGCGGACAAGGAUCAUGGCCACAGGUCAUGGCAGGUGGGCUUUCUGUUAUACGAGAAUCGCAAUUCUGGCAAACUCACUCGGGGUUGGAGGAGGUUCUGCACGGACAACAUGAUAAAGGAAGGAGAUAUCUGCACCUUCAACGUCAUCGAGAACACAUUGUGGCACGUCAACAUCACGCGUCAUUGUGAGGACCAGGGCACCAUUAGCAAUGAGCUAGAGCGGAGUGAUAAAACGCCAUUAUCAGAUACGGAAAAGGAAGAUGUUCCAUCUUCCAGUAGGAAACGCAAGUGCGAGGACAAGAAGCCAGACGGUGAAGAGAAUUCCAAGAGGACAAAAGGUCCUACAACUUCAUUGAAUGAGGCCCCAUCAUCAAUUGUCUACGAGAUCGGACCACCAUCCUGGUUGAAGAGGGAGAUCAGCGCCCAUAUGCUCUCGGAUCAACUGUAUGUUCCGAGGAAUUUUUACAAGGCGAUCGGGCUUUACAGGGCCUCUGACAUCACGCUCAGGACUACGGCGAAUGAGGAUCAUGGCCUCAGGUCAUGGCAGGUGCGCUUCUUGGUGAUCGGAAUCGUGGCACGCUCACUCGGGGCUGGAGGAUGUUCUGGGCGGACAACAUGAUCAAGGAAGGUGACAUCUGCACCUUCAACAUCAUCAAACCCAUGCUAUGGCACGUCGACAUCAUGCGUCACAGCUAAGCCAUGUGUAUUUGGCAUCAGUUGGUCAUGUAUGAAAUGAUGCUGCCUAAUCUUAUUCAUGACUUUUUGGUCAAAAA
This is a messenger RNA of Panicum virgatum (switchgrass), 1960 nucleotides long. RefSeq names its product putative B3 domain-containing protein Os04g0346900. Bases 1 to 1806 code for a protein of 601 amino acids. Gene Ontology annotation, molecular function: DNA binding. NCBI's taxonomy places the organism in Eukaryota, Viridiplantae, Streptophyta, Magnoliopsida, Poales, Poaceae. The transcript is spliced from 8 exons. The record is from RefSeq and is a predicted model, not a curated record.